AGUAUCUCUAUUUGUUUUUUUCUUCCCACUUUUCAUUUUCAGUGACCUAUUUUAUCUAAAAAUUUAAAUAAAAAUGAAAAUCUCCUAAAAAAUCUGGGUCACCAUUGUCUCCAAAAGUGGAAAAAGGAGAGGAUGAAGCAAGGUUGUUUUGUUUGUUUGUUUGCAUUUUUUUCAGAGUGAUUAUUUUUUGGAAUUUUAACCAACAAAAACAAAAAAAAAAGAAAAAAGAAGAGAAAAAAGUGGCUGAUUUUUUGUUAACCUCUCAUAAUCUUUCUUGUUAUUAGCCUUUUUUUUCUCUGUUUUAUUUUUUACUUGCUUUUCUUUCUGUGAACUGAACCUUCAUUUUGUUCUUCUUCACUUCAGGGGUGAAAGUUCUGAGAAACACUUAUUGCGGGUGGUUAAGUGAAUUGGAAGCUGUUGUUGAAGCUGAAUACUGAUAAGUAGUAUGGAGAAGAGUAAAGUUGAUGGUAAUGUCUCUUUUAGUGGUCACAUUAGUCAUGGACUCGCUUCCUCGACUGGCGAGAACAAAACAAGUGUACAUAAUCCUAGAGAUGCCGAGGUUUCUACUGUUUUGUCUGAAAGGUUUCACUCUGCACAGCAGACUUCUGUCAGGAGCGAUCUGAGAUCAGAAACUGGACAAACCUCUAAUGGAAAGAGGAAAGAACCAGAUUAUUCAUCUGUGACGGCAGAAGUCUGUCAUGAAAGUCAUACCAACAAGGGGCCUGACCAUAAUAAGCUACUCAAAACUGAUUCAGCAUCAUCUAAAGAAAGUGGUGAAGUGGUUCAGCUAAGUUCAGUUGAUUCUACUGAUCCGAAACCAUGUCAGUCCUCCAAUGAAGAUUUGGUUGAGAGGAAACCAUUUUUAACUCAGUCACAUGAAUCAAAAAUUGUUUUUCUAGAGCAUGAGUCAUCCGUUGUAACUACAAAAUCAGAUUCUACAGCUAUUAGUUUGCAAAGCUCACGUCAUUGUAACUUUGAUCUGAAUGAAGGUAUGGAGGAAAAUGGAGCAGAAUUCCACAAAAUUCCACCAAUAUCAGUGGUAGCAAAGGUUGGGGUUCCUAUGGGCUUGCCUCAGAAACCGUUGCAGUUUGGUGGAGAGCUUGGAUGGAAAAGGUCAGGAAAUAUCAGCGCUUUCCGUUCCACUUCUUUCAUGAAUUCUGAAAGAGGAAGUAUAACUAACAGUAAUAGAGGGUUUGACCUCAAUGUUGCUGCAACAAUGGAUUCAGAAUAUCCUGGUGAAGAGACUUCUGUGGACUUCACUUCAAAGCAGCCUGAAAAAUUUCUCCUUGACCUGAAUUGCCAAAGUGCAAGUGAUGUAAAUCAUCAUAAAGCUAGUGCAUCAAGUUUUGAUCUAAAUGACAAUCCUGUGAUCGAGGAUACACAGAACUACAUUCAUCAUAAUCAACACAGUGAAAACCAGCAGCUGCUCAGAAAAAGUGUUGCAGCUAACACAGCCACUUGUUUCAGAGGAAAUGCCAGUCAAUCCAAUUUUGAAUUGGGAAGACCUUCAUACUGGGUUGAUCUUAGUUCUAUGCGAGGCUUUAGUCACGUUCAACCCCACCCUUUUCUUGUGGCUGCCCCGACAGCUGAGCAAGUGCAGAUGAUGAUACCUUCUGGACUUUACAUCGGAAAAGUUAACAAUUUAUCCCCUACAUUACAUCCCCCUAGUCUCCCACCACACCUUAACAAUCAGCAUGGUGCUGCUGCACUUCCCCAAAUAUCAGGUUCUGUUCUUGCAGCCUACCCUGGGGCUGUCCAAUUCCUGGAAAGUCCUCAAGGACUGAAUCCUCAUGCUUUAGCAAACAUGAGACCGACUUUCUUUCCCAAUGGUAGUAUACCUCUUAUGGAAAAUGGAAGCAGGGGAUUUGGCACCCCGGAGCUUUUGAUUCCAUUGAAGAAUGGAUUUUUUGAGGCAAGAGAGAGGCCAGUUGAACAGGUAGCUUUGCCGCCUUCUCAAAUUAAUUACAGACAGAUGGCCUCCUGGAACUAGAAUUAAGUGAAAAUCUUAUUUAUCUGAUCUAACAGUUCUAGUAAUGCAAUGUACAUAAGUUGAGUAGCAACUAGAUUCUAGACUAUUGUAGAUUGCUUACGGGAAGUCAGACAACAGUUAUAAUUGGGAUUUACUACACGAUUGGGUCCUCGUCAGUUCAUCUUUUACACUUGCUUCAGAUUGGCAUAGGCGUUCAUGUAUGUUAUGUAUUUGAUUCUCAAAGAUGGUGAAGUCACAUUUAUUGAAGUUGACUUAACCAUAGAACUGCAAGUGUUUGAAUCUUGUUCUGACAUUGAGGUUAGUUCUGUACAGAGUACUAGUUUGCAUUUUUCAAUUUGAUCUAGCCAUGUUUUGGGAUUUAUUUGAUGUUUGUAAGUUCUUUCUAUCUAUGUUUCCUAGAAUUUUCUUGUGCCUUUUAUUAUACAUUCUUUGCUUAUUGCUCUCAACUGUUCGCUUUGCAAUUAGUUGGACAUCAAUAGCAUGUCAUUCUGAA
Chenopodium quinoa (quinoa) is the source of this 2483-nucleotide messenger RNA. RefSeq lists its product as uncharacterized. NCBI's taxonomy places the organism in Eukaryota, Viridiplantae, Streptophyta, Magnoliopsida, Caryophyllales, Amaranthaceae. The transcript is spliced from 2 exons. The record is from RefSeq and is a predicted model, not a curated record. The coding region runs from base 446 to 1990 and encodes 514 amino acids.